AACAGGUUAUCUUGGUUGUGACAGAGGACGAACUGAAAGAGCAAGUGUCCAACAUGUCUGUGGAUUGGGUAGGAUAUGGAUACGCAGCCCUCAUCGCAUCCGGGGGAGCCAUUGGUUAUGUGAAAGCAGGCAGCGUCCCCUCCCUCGCUGCUGGUCUUGUCUUCGGCGGCCUCGCAGGUUUCGGGGCCUACCAGAUCUCCAAUGACCCCAAAAAUAUUUGGGUGUCCCUCGCUACAUCAGGAGCUCUGACUGGCGUCAUGGGAAAGAGGUUCUACGGAUCCAGGAAGUUCAUGCCAGCUGGCUUGAUGGCUGCAGCAAGUCUUCUGAUGGUGGGGAAGCUUAGUAUGGCGUUGCUCCAGAAACCCCAAGAAUCCUGAUGGAGUAAAGAUGUGUACCCGCAUCUUCUGUUUCAGGAGCAGUCUGUCAGCAUUUGUCAUUUACUGUUAAUGUCAUUUUUGUAAAAAAAAAAAGUAUAUUUGAGGGUGAAAUAUAGUACCUUGUUUAUAUAAUAGGAA
Molecule: messenger RNA, 515 nt
Organism: Sebastes umbrosus (honeycomb rockfish)
Lineage: Eukaryota; Metazoa; Chordata; Actinopteri; Perciformes; Sebastidae
Gene: tmem14ca
Product: transmembrane protein 14Ca
Exons: 5
Coding region: 54-377 (107 amino acids)
Biological process (GO): regulation of heme biosynthetic process
Cellular component (GO): mitochondrial membrane
Source: RefSeq, a predicted model, not a curated record